AUGGAGAUAAAUAUUUUACAAGGAAAGCAUUACUGGGUAUUUUUGCAAAGCGCUUUGAAUUUUAUUGACAAACACUUCUGUUGCAAUAUGGACGAGAGAAAAAUGUCGAUUUUGUCGGACAUCGAGCUAGUCCGGGCGGUAGUGAUCGGCGAUGACCAAUCGGUCAUCACAAUGAUGAUGGAGAAGUAUGCCCAAUACAAUGGACUUCCGUAUAUCAGACAGAAAGGAGAGCUGAUCACAGCGUUCAAUGGCCGAAAAUGCAUCUUCAAGUCAGUCUCUCUUGAGCAGACGGAUCGAGGUUUCGAUGAUCCCCAUGUAUUUCUUUUUGUCAAACAACUGCAGAGGAAACGGUCAACUUGCCACCUUGCACCACACUCAUUCCAGAUCUUCAAUACGGUGGCUGAACGUAUUCGUGGUGUGCCGUACGUUCUCGUCGGUACCCAAAUCGACAAACGUCUUUCGAUGCUGAUUGAAAACUACGGAUGUGGUCAUACGAAGUACUUGCCGAUGCCGUUGAACAAAGCUGAGUCGUAUGCGAAACGGAUUGGGGCCAGCAAAUACCUCGAAUGUUCAGAGGUAACCGGGGAAGGCUUGGACGAAGUGUUCGAAGAAGCGUUUGAAAUUGGUCAUAGUUAUGCACUCGAACAACUACGUGGUUAUCGACGGAGGAUGUCCGCUGCGACUCAAAUACCGAAAGAUCGUAAAUUGAGCUGCAUCACUCAGUAG
This is a messenger RNA of Ostertagia ostertagi, 726 nucleotides long. The record is from the annotation of a GenBank genome assembly. Lineage: Eukaryota; Metazoa; Nematoda; Chromadorea; Rhabditida; Trichostrongylidae.